AUGGCCGCACCUCCAGAUCUUUCGUCAUUCCAGGCUUCCGAUUUCCACUACACAAACACGAUCCAUCCACCAUCAGACACGCCAUACAUGGCGGCCUCAAAUCCCGAAAUUCCACAGAACCACCUUGUGCCGCCAUUUGCACCGACUCCACCUCCUGCAGUGAUUGCACGCACUCACCCACCAUCACCCCCACCAGCACCAGCAGCGAAUGAUCCUCUUCUGCUUGUGGGCGAGAAUGAGCAAGGCAGCCGCAACGAGCAGAGUCAUAGCCGUGAUGGCAGCAGAAGCCGUAGUCGGUCACCGUCUUCACACAACUCAGAAGACGAUGAAGAGAGUGACCAUGAGGAAGCACCGGACCCGCAGCAGCAAUGGAGGCCGCUGAUCGAGGACACGAGCGUGCCCUGCGCAGAUGAGAUUGCAGUCGCUACAGCAAGAGGCGAGCACCGAGCCACAGACGAUGAAUACUGGCAUGAGCAGACAUUCCUCGACGUCGAAGCUGAGGGACUCGUACCCAUCCGCAGAGGACACAUCGACUGGACGAUUCCGCACUUCAACGGUACAAAAGACGACCCAAACACACAGACUCUAAUGCAAUCACCCGUGGUCCACAUAGGUGGUUAUGACUGGCGCAUCAAGUUCUAUCCCAAAGGCAACAGCACCGACUUCAUGAGCGCGUAUAUCGAGUGUGUCACCAUGCAGGAUCCCGAGUAUGCUGAGUACGAAGACUUCAAGACGCCCCCGUUCCCGUUUCUGGAGGGUCAGGACACUAGUAACAUCAGAAAGCGACGUACUUUUGCUGCCCAGCUGUCGCUCAUUGUUUACAAUCCCGCCGAGCCCCGAGCAUUCAAGGUUGAGGUCGACGCACACCGGUUCUCGAAGGCUUCGGCCGAUUAUGGAUGGCGGUACUUUGCUCAGCUUGCUGAGCUGCAGACUCGUUCCCACGGUCAGCGUCAAGCUAUACUGCGUAACGACAAGCUUGCCUUGAAGGCGCAUAUUCGUGUACUGAAAGACCCUUCUGGUAGCAUGUGGGCACAUGAUCAUACCGAUCAUUACAAAGACUGCUUGCAGACCACGGCUCUUCGACCCUUUGCUGGUCAGGCUCCACAUCUCAUGGCUAUGGUGGCGUUGUUGCACUUCAGACCGUUUCGAACAGAGACUAUCUUGUGGAAGAUGUUCUCACGCGAUCAUUCCGCGCAUUACAAGCGUCGUCCAGAUCCUAUGGAGACCAUCGACACUGUCUCUUGCAUCAAGACCAUCGCAGAGAACGUUCUCAAGGAGUGUGGAUCGGACUUGGCAUGUCCAACUCUUGGCUCAUUCGACGUCGCCGAGACAGCGUUCUCUCACAAUCGCUUAAGGACCAAAGACUUCGCUUCUCUCCAGGAGGCUAUCAACAAUCAUCCCACUGCUCUCGCCACCCCUGAAUUGCUGACGCUCGAGCUGCAGAGGCAAGAGUUUGAUACCGAGAAACGCAAGUGGCGAAAGCUCACGAACAAGGUGAAAAUUGACUCUUCCUUAACGGUUCGCGAAGUGAAGUAUGAGCUUUAUGCAGUGAUCACACACUGCGGUGAGCUUCAGUCGAACAAGCACAAUGCCUACAUCAAGCCGGACAUGGACUAUGACGUCUGGUAUGCCUACACAGAUAGGCGGGUGACAAUUCAAACUCGAGAGCAAGCAGUUGACAAGCACGAAGGCGUACCGCCUCGAGAGAAGGAGAAUAGGAGAGACUCACCCUUUGGCGAUAUUCUCGAUCCAAGCGAGAACAGCGAGGUCAUUUACGUGGCGCUUUACAGGAAGUGUGCCAAUUAUAGCAGAAUCAUGCCAGUCACAGAGAAAUGGGACGUCCCGAACGAGAUCCAGAAGGGUCUUGAUCUACCACAGGCUAAGGAGGCCAAGCUUCCACCGCAGCCGUCCGAAGAAGUCUCGGAUCUCUCGUUCCGGGCUGAGCAGCUCGCAUAUGAGCAACAGCAGCAUGCCGCCGGCGCUGCGACACCAGAAUGGCCCAUGACCGACUGUGAUGGCGAUGUCAUCAUGAGCGACACCGAGGACGACAUGCCAUCGCCACCCACCGAGCUCGCACAAUCCACCACCCUCGCCGCACUCCCCACAAAGCCCUCCCGCUCCCACAAAUACCUCGCCGUCUGCGACAGCCUCGGUCGCGAAUGGUACUCCGGUGAGAUGUUCGGCGAUAAAUAUCAAGGCCAAGGCCAUCUCGUAACCACGUCAGGCGAUCAAUACGUCGGUAACUUCUACCAAGGCAAAUACGAGGGUCGCGGCAGGAUCGUUUACGCUUCCACCGGCGACAUCUACGAUGGCGAGUGGCUUGGCGGCAAACACCACGGCCAGGGCUCAUUGCUCGAAGUCGCGACAGGCAAUGUGUUUGAAGGUGGCUGGAAGGAGGGCGAGAAGCAUGGGGAGUUCUUACUGCGGGGCAAGGUCACCGAGGAGGAUAGAGGUCAUUGCACCAUCUGCUAUGAGCGGAAGCUGACAACGGCGUUCUACGAUUGUGGACAUGUGCUUACGUGUAAGGAGUGUGCGGAGAAGCUGGAUACUUGUCCUGUCUGUCGCAGAAAGAUUCAUGCGAGGUUGCAGAUUUAUGGGGUCAAGAUGUCGCUGCAAUGA
This is a messenger RNA of Recurvomyces mirabilis, 2619 nucleotides long. RefSeq lists its product as uncharacterized. The record is from RefSeq and is a predicted model, not a curated record. Bases 1 to 2619 code for a protein of 872 amino acids. NCBI's taxonomy places the organism in Eukaryota, Fungi, Ascomycota, Dothideomycetes, Mycosphaerellales, Teratosphaeriaceae. Gene Ontology annotation, biological process: protein deubiquitination. Gene Ontology annotation, molecular function: cysteine-type deubiquitinase activity; protein binding. The transcript is spliced from 2 exons. Gene Ontology annotation, cellular component: cytosol.